Messenger RNA from Malaya genurostris, 1117 nucleotides. RefSeq lists its product as uncharacterized. The transcript has 3 exons. The record is from RefSeq and is a predicted model, not a curated record. Gene Ontology annotation, cellular component: cytoplasm. Gene Ontology annotation, molecular function: phosphatase activity. Lineage: Eukaryota; Metazoa; Arthropoda; Insecta; Diptera; Culicidae. Bases 12 to 959 code for a protein of 315 amino acids.
AGCGCGAAGCCAUGAAUAACAUCCCAAGCAAGCGACUUCUCGAUCUGAGCCUGGAAGAUAAACAAAGUUUCAUUGACUCAUUCGAUUACGUGUUGACUGAUUGCGACGGCGUUGUGUGGAAUAUAUAUGGUCCAAUCCCGGGAAUAGGGGAUGCCAUCAGUGAACUAAAGAGUCGUAAGAAACAUGUUGUCUACGUUUCCAACAACAGCGUACGAUCGCUACAGAACUAUAAAGAGCAAGUGCGUAAACUAGGCCAUGAUGUUGCUGAAGAGGAUAUUAUUAAUCCAAGUUUUAGUGUGAUCAAAUAUUUGAAGUCCAUUAAUUUUCAAGGAUUGAUAUACGGAAUUGGAACAGAGGAAUUUUUAGGAACAUUGCAGAAAGCAGGUUAUGAGUUGAUAAAUGGGCCUAAUGGAUGGCAAGCCGAAGAACUUCGUGUUAUCUAUCCGAUAGUACACGAUCAGAAAGCGGUGAAGGCAGUGAUAAUAGAUUACGACUACAAUUGUAAUAACAUAAAACUCCUGAGAGCACAGGCAUAUCUUAAAGGAAAUCCGGAUUGCAUUUUGAUUGCUGGAGCAACUGAUUACGUCGUGUCGAUCUCCUCCGAAUUCGAAAUUCUUGGUCCAGGUUAUUAUGUUGACAUACUUGAAAAGGCAACCGGGAGGAAAGCCGCGGUUCUGGGUAAACCAGGUCACCUAUUAGGCAAACUACUGAAAGAACAAUAUCAAAUAGAGAAUUCGCGAAAGGUUCUUUUUGUGGGCGAUAUGAUCGCACAAGAUGUAGCUUUCGGCAAGGUUGCCGGCUUUCAAACGCUGCUAGUAUUGACUGGUGGAACGAAAAUGUCCGACGUUGAAAAAUUAACGGAUGGGGACACAAUCCCUGAUUAUUACACGGAUAGCUUUGCUGAUUUGGGUCAACUUGUUAAGGACGUGCAGGCAUCAAAGAAUAAAUCCAAUUUAUAAAGUAUUUCAAAUUAAUUUUAAAAUGGUGAUAUGAUUAUGACCAGUCGAUCAAACAAGAGCUGGGCAUUUUUAAAAUAAAAAUUCAACCACAUAAACAUAUUGUUUUCGAAAAUAAAUUAAUUCUUACGAAGUUACCGUAAAUAAACUUUGUAAUUAGA